AUGGCUCGUAUCUCUGACCUAGUGGGUGCAGUCACUGCACUUUGUGGUACUGCAUGUGCACAAUUCGGUUCCAAUGUUCCUAUUGAUACCCGAAGCCUGGAUGAGAUCUACGCAGCAGCCCUCAAGGAGACGGGAACUCUGAAUGUCGCAAGCGGAGGUGAUGGUAGGUUUCCCAAACCUAUCUCGUUUUAGUUAUUGAGACUAAAUUUUCAUUCUUAGCUGGAUGGCAAGGAGAUGGAACCGUUGCUGCUUUCGAGGGUCGCUUUCCAGGUCUUAAACUUAACCUAACCGUCGAUCUUUCCAAGUACCAUGACAGCAGAAUCGAUCGCGCUUAUUUGGCUGGAAACGAGUAUAUAGAUGUCGCCAUUCUCCAGACUCUUCACGACUUCCCAAGAUGGAGAGAUCAACAACGGCUCUUGAAUUAUAAGCCAGCGAACUUUGAGGACAUCUACCUUGGAGAGAAGGAUCUCAACGGUGCUUUUCUUCCAAACUCAUUCAGUAAGCUUGCUUGUUUCUUGUAGUGCUUCUAUCCACUAACAUUUCUCGUUUAGACAGCUUUGGAAAUUUCGUUUAUGACUCAACCAAGGUUGCUGCUGCCGAUGUCCCAAAGAACUACAUGGAAAUCUUGGAUCCUAAAUGGAAGGGAAAGCUCGUUUUAACUUACCCAAACGAUGAUGACGCGGUUGCGUAUCUCUUCAGCAUCAUCGUUGAGAAAUACGGCUUUGGGUGGUUGGACGCCCUUGCCCAGCAAGAUGUCCAAUGGGUCCGAGGAAGCGAAACACCUUCCAUCAAGAUCCUCGAGAACCACUCCAACUCUACUGGCUCUGACCGAGUUCUCACGUUCACUUCCAUCGGCUAUUUCAAGGGACCAGCAGACUUCAUUACAUCCGCACCAGUUGAAGUACCCGAGACGAAGAUGUCUUGGUGCCAAACAAUGGCCAUCUUCAAAUCUACCAAGGUCCCCGAAACUGCCAAACUUUUCAUGUCGUACAUGAGUAGUCCAGAAAUUCAAGGUGCUAGUGGUGGUUUGUCUACACUCAUGAGCUUGGAUUCUGGAAAUGUCUACAGCAGCAAUAUCACCCAAAUCAGCUGGUUCAGAAACUUCAUGCACGAUCGAGCCACGGUUGAUUGGUGGAAGUUGCAGUUUGAGACCACCCUUGGUUCUGCUCAAGGUCCAGGCCCUCUUGAGUUGUUUCCAAAAGGAUCAUAA
This is a messenger RNA of Hymenoscyphus albidus, 1210 nucleotides long. NCBI's taxonomy places the organism in Eukaryota, Fungi, Ascomycota, Leotiomycetes, Helotiales, Helotiaceae. The record is from the annotation of a GenBank genome assembly.